This is a messenger RNA of Verruconis gallopava, 1856 nucleotides long. RefSeq lists its product as uncharacterized. The record is from RefSeq and is a predicted model, not a curated record. The transcript has 2 exons. Bases 324 to 1292 code for a protein of 322 amino acids. Lineage: Eukaryota; Fungi; Ascomycota; Dothideomycetes; Venturiales; Sympoventuriaceae.
AGUCUGACCGAUCAAGCAAGCUGGUCGGUAGGGCUUUGGAAAUCAAAGGAGACGACUGGGGCUCUCAACAAAUCCCUCAAAUUGAUCUUGUAUUCACAUAAGAGAACCUCAGGUUAAAAUAUGACUUUUAAUUGCAAUUGUGCAUGGCAUCGACCAUGAAUGACAGAUGAAACGAGUUUCUCAUGCCUCGGUAUCUCUCGGCUGUGGGGUUGACGAUCUAGCACGGAACGUCUUACGCCGCAACGUAUCGUGGUAUCAAACCAAUCUCUGGGGAGAAAAGAUUCCUUGAACUCAAGGUAUAGCGAUAACAGGUUCCAAACAUAAUGGCGCAACCAUCUUCGGGAAUCCCUCGGUCGUAUGCGACCCUGCGGUUCAACGACAUCAGCAUUGAGCAUUAUCCAAAGGAGUCGGUCGAAGUAACCCCGAUUGUGGUCGUCUACCUGGACAGGCCACAAAAGAUGAACGCGUUCACAGAUUACACGCGCGAGGAACUAGAGCUGGUGUACGGUUGGUUUGACAAGGACGCUAGAGUCCGCUGUGUCGUCCUGACCGGCAGAGGGAAAGCGUUUUGCGCGGGCUUUGACCUUGAGGUUGGAUUUCCAGGCGCAAGGGACGCGUCUGGGCGAACGAAGAACGUGAUAAAGGAGCGUGAAGUAGAUCAUAGAGACUCCGGCGGACGAACCGUGCUGGCUAUUCACCGCUGCAGCAAGCCCACGAUCUGCGCCAUCAAUGGGGCUGCAGUGGGUGUUGGAAUCACCAUGACUUUACCCAGCGUCAUAAGGGUCGCGUACGAGAAGGCGAAGGUCGGAUUUGUGUUCACUCAGCGCGGUCUCGUGAUGGAGGCGUGCUCGUCGUUCUUCCUCCCCCGUCUCAUCGGCCACUCGAAAGCCCUGUACCUGACGUCGACUGGCGCCGUGUAUCCUGCGAACUCGCCGCACUUUGGCCAUCUCUUCAACGAGUUGCUGCCCACGCCAGAAGCGACCGUGGCGCGAGCUCUCGAGCUCGCGGACGCCAUCGUCAAAAACACGUCCAUCGUGUCAAACAAGAUGUGCCGCGACCUCAUGUACCGCGGGCCCGACAGCGCGGAAGCCACCCAUCUACUCGAUUCGAAGAUCAUCCAUGGACUGUACGGCAAGAAGGACAACCUAGAGGGGAUCGAGAGCUUCCUUGAGAAGCGCGCCCCGAGAUUCAGCGGAAACGUGCCUGAAGACGCGCCAGAUUCGUAUCCCUGGUUCAGCACAGUCGACAUAGGCUCGCCGUCAAAGAUCGAUAGACCGCCGUCAAAACUGUGACCGAUUCUUGCGACUGAUUCCGUGGACAGCAUCAUUGUGAUCAAGUCGUUUGGCAAUGAUCGGAUGAAUGUUAGCUUUGCUGUCCUCUGACUUGGCAUCGCGGAACUCUACUCUGUCGCGUCGAUUUUAGUUGUUCCAUAGCUUCGAUCCAGCGUAGACGUUGGCGAAGAUUGUUGGCUCAUUCGCGUCAAUCUAGGGCAGACGAAGUGAACGGACGAUGAUGUGAGGGUUGGGACGACGGCGCUAUUUUGAAGGAAUUUGGAUAUACUGAUGCCGAGAGAGCAGCAUGGCAGGCGAAAUCCAGCACAAGAGUUUCUUGCGGGUACUUCUGGCCAACACAAUGUCUGGUCUAACACGUGAUGUACAACACACUUGAGAGAAAGAAAAGGAAAGCGUCAAUUGAUGAUCUAUCAGAAUGGUCCUGGCUCUUUGCACCAGGUGCGUUGCUUAUUAUUGGCAAUUACACCAAUUCCUUUCUCGUAGGAUAGAGACCAUACACUUGCCUCUCCUUUUUACCCGUUCAGCUACCGGUCGAGGCUUACACGCUUUUCAUCCAAACACCUA